Messenger RNA from Phycomyces blakesleeanus NRRL 1555(-), 2841 nucleotides. RefSeq lists its product as hypothetical. Gene Ontology annotation, cellular component: plasma membrane; Golgi membrane; endoplasmic reticulum. The transcript is spliced from 14 exons. NCBI's taxonomy places the organism in Eukaryota, Fungi, Mucoromycota, Mucoromycetes, Mucorales, Phycomycetaceae. The record is from RefSeq and is a predicted model, not a curated record. Gene Ontology annotation, molecular function: P-type calcium transporter activity; ATP hydrolysis activity; ATP binding. Bases 1 to 2745 code for a protein of 914 amino acids. Gene Ontology annotation, biological process: manganese ion transport; intracellular calcium ion homeostasis; calcium ion transmembrane transport.
AUGACAACCAUACCGGCAGGAACAACGACGCCAUCUGCGAAGGCAGCUCGUCAGUUGAUUGAGCAGGUUGCCUCAGACUUCAAUUCAAACCUCACCAGAGGUCUGUCUCAGUCGGACAUCUCUUCAUUGCGCUCCAUCUAUGGCUUCAAUGAGUUGGAAAAGGGAGAAGACGAAUCCAUGUUUUCAAAGUUUAUAAAAUCUUUCACGGAGAAUCCUCUUAUUCUCUUACUUCUCGGGUCAGCUGUCGUCUCAUUGGCGAUGGGCCAAUUGGAUGAUGCGCUCAGUAUCACCAUGGCUAUCCUUAUUGUCGUAACCGUGGCAUUUGUGCAGGAAUACAAAUCCGAGCAGUCAUUGGAUGCAUUGAACAAACUUGUACCUCAUUACUGUAAUCUCAUUCGAGAUGGGCAUAUCACAGUUGUUUUGGCAAACGAACUUCUUCCUGGUGAUCUUGUUCAGUUCAGUACUGGUGAUCGGAUACCUGCUGACUGUCGAUUAGUGACAUCUGUUGAACUUGAGAUCGAUGAAUCAAACUUGACUGGUGAAAAUAAAUCGAGAAGAAAGAAUGUAAGAGCUAUCAAUUCCAAUAUGUAUGCUGAGCUUGGUAUAUCCGAGAGAGACAAUAUUGCAUUUAUGGGAACCCUUGUUCGCAACGGCCAUGGAACUGGUAUUGUAGUUGCAACUGGCAAGAGCACUGAAUUUGGGCAUGUAUUUGAGUUAAUGCAAGAGGUGGAGGUCCGUAAGACACCUCUUCAAAUGAGCAUGAAUGAACUUGGAAAACAACUUUCGAUCUUUUCUUUUGGUGUGAUUGCUGUAAUUGUGCUCAUUGGUCUUAUCCAGGGUCGCGGUUGGCUCGAGAUGUUCACAAUCGGAGUGAGUCUUGCCGUGGCUGCCAUUCCUGAAGGUCUUCCAAUUGUGGUUACUGUAACUCUUGCACUGGGCGUGCUUCGCAUGGCAAACAGACGCGCAAUUGUAAAACACUUGCCUUCUGUAGAAACUCUAGGCUCAGUUAAUGUAGUGUGUGCCGACAAGACAGGUACCUUGACACUUAAUCAGAUGACUGUCACAAAGGUCUUUACUGCCGAAAACCAGCAGAUCUUUGAUUAUGAAUAUAAGAAACCCAGUGAUAUGACUGAUGCUCUCCGUCAAACUCUUCGUAUUGGUAACUUGUGCAACAAUGCACAGGUGGGUGAGGACGGAAAAUAUAUUGGUCAGCCUACAGAUAUUGCUCUUUUGGAUGUUGUUCUUCGCUCAGGUCUCAAAGAUGAACGCGACGUCUUUGAACGCAUUGAGGAAAUUCCUUUUAACUCUGACCAAAAAUACAUGAGUGUAACAUGCCGCAAUGAGGGUGAAGACAUUUCUGCUGGAAACUGCAAAUACUUCAAGGGAGCCACAGAAGUGAUUUUGGACAAAUGCACAACCUAUUACAACUCUUCCCAAUCAAGAUCCCCAUUUUCUGCUAAUCUCAAAGACACCGUUUCUCAACAUGUGGCAGCCAUGAGCUCACAUGGACUGCGUGUACUGUGUGUGGCCUUUGGUGAGAAUGAACGUGAACUUUGCUUUACAGGAUUCCUUGCCGUUUAUGAUCCUCCUCGUCCCGGAAUUGCCGAAGCCAUAAAACAGCUUAUGCAGGGUGGUGUCAAGGUGGCUAUGAUCACUGGUGAUUCAGAGGGUACUGCUGUAUCUAUUGCUCGUAAACUUGGAAUUCCUACCAAUACAUCAAGCACCAGCUGCCUGACUGGGCGUGAUAUAGAGGCCAUGUCAGAGCGUCAGCUUCAAGAGGUCAUUCACUCUGUUUCCAUUUUUGCUCGCACAACUCCCAAACACAAAUUGGCUAUUGUCAAGGCAUUCCAAGCAGCAGGAUCUGUAGUAGCCAUGACAGGUGACGGUGUUAACGAUGCACCUGCGCUUAAGAUGGCAGAUAUUGGAAUUUCAAUGGGAAAGAGCGGAACUGACGUUUCUAAAGAAGCUGCUGACAUGAUCCUUGUUGACGACGAUUUCUCGACAAUUUUGCAUGCCAUUGAAGAAGGCAAAUCAAUCUUUUACAACAUUCAAAACUUCCUUACCUUUCAGCUUAGUACAAGUGUCUCUGCACUUUCAUUGAUUACAGUGUGCACACUUUUUGGGCUUGCAACUCCUUUGAACGCAAUGCAAAUUCUGUGGAUUAAUAUCAUCAUGGAUGGUCCCCCUGCUCAAUCCCUUGGUGUCGAACCCGUUGAUCCUGAUAUUAUGAAGAAAUCUCCUCGUGCGCGUAAUGCUAAUAUUUUGACUAAACGCCUUGUUAUCAGAGUCUUGUCAGCCGCUCUCUGUGUGGUUGUUGGAACAUUGUUUGUUUAUGUCUCUGAAAUGAGUGAUGGUGUAACUACCAACAGAGAUGCUACAAUGACAUUCACCACCUUUGUCUUCUUCGAUAUGUUUAAUGCUCUGGCUUGUCGAUCUGAAAAACAAUCUAUCUUUUCUAUUGGGCUGUUUUCUAACAACAUGUUUAACCUCGCUGCUGGAGGUUCUAUUCUCGCCCAGUUGCUGGUUAUUUAUGUACCCUUUUUACAGAGCAUCUUCCAGACUGAGGCACUAUCUAUCUACGAUCUGGCCAAGAUCACCUUGAUAUCUAGCUCUGUGUUUGUCAUUGAUGAGCUGAAAAAGCUAUGGGUUUCCAAAGGACUUAGUUUGAAACGUGACGGAAGAUCUCACGUCAAGUAUCGUCUUGCACGAAAUGAAGAGAUUGAACUUGGUAUAGAUGCUGUUUAAGCAUGAAAAUUUACGAUGUAUAGAUUAUGUUUGUUGUAGUAUAUAUCAAACAAUUAUUAUUAUUAUUUUAUAUAAAAAAAAGGCAGACCUUUUAAA